AAACGGGCACUCAGCGCGCCCCCUGGCGGCGUCUCGCGAGACUUCUGGAACAUAAUGUAUUAUUUGCCAGAUUGGAUGUACAGUCGCUCAGACCCGUCCUCAGCCCUCCGCGAACUACAGGUGAAACCUCAGCUGCUGUCUCCUUCCAGCCGCCAGCCGCUUGCCGCCUCCUCCCACCCCCCCAAGCAGUUUAACAGGGAGCUGAGGCUCAGUGGACCUGGAUACAGCCUGUCAACAUGGUGUUAGAUACCCUCGUAUAGACAGCUGGAUGCUACUCGGCUAGCAGUUUUUAGCUGCCUCCGCGGAGGUCAGGGAGCCGGAGCAGGACUCGGAGGGGCCGGAAGGAUGGGUCGCUGCCUCGUGAGCCAAUUAAGCCGUUUAACGCCGGGAAACGGUCGCGUGAAUACAUUUGAAUGAGCACGAGCACACGAGAGGCAAAUGUUAAAGUUUGGAGUUGACGCUUAACUUGCGGUGUGUGCAGUAAACAGGGAGGAUGAGGAGCCGCAGUAACUCCGGGGUGAGGCUGGACGGCUACGCCAGGCUGGUCCAGGAGACCAUCCUGUGCCACCAGAACCCAGUGACAGGUCUUCUACCUGCCAGCAUCCAGAAGAAGGAUGCCUGGGUGAGGGAUAAUGUGUACAGUGUCCUGGCCGUGUGGGGGCUGGGCAUGGCCUACCGCAAGAACGCAGACCGAGAUGAAGACAAGGCCAAGGCCUACGAACUGGAGCAGAGCGUGGUGAAACUUAUGCAGGGGCUGCUGCAGUGCAUGAUGAGACAGGUGGAUAAGGUGGAGAAGUUUAAACACACGCAGAGUACAAAGGAUUGCUUGCAUGCCAAAUACGAUACCUCUACAUGUGGCACGGUGGUCAGGGAUGACGAGUGGGGCCAUCUCCAAGUGGACGCCACCUCCAUUUACCUGCUGAUGCUGGCGCAGAUGACCGCCUCAGGGCUCCGCAUAAUCUCCAACCUAGAUGAGGUAGCCUUCAUCCAAAACUUGGUCUUCUACAUAGAGGCAGCCUAUAAAGUGGCGGAUUAUGGGAUGUGGGAGCGAGGCGAUAAGACCAACCAGGGCAUUCCAGAACUCAACGGCAGUUCAGUGGGAAUGGCCAAGGUACCAGAGCUGCAGAGAUUUGCCUUUGAUAGCACGGCAGCUUUGGAGGCCAUAGAUGAGCUGGACCUGUUUGGUGCUCAUGGAGGGCCGAAGUCAGUCAUCCACGUUUUGCCUGAUGAAGUGGAACACUGUCAGGCCAUCAUGUGCUCGAUGCUGCCAAGGGCCUCAACUUCGAAGGAGAUCGAUGCCGGUCUGCUCUCUGUCAUUUCCUUUCCAGCUUUCGCUGUGGAGGAUGCUGACCUGGUGGCCAUCACUAAGUCAGAAAUCAUAAGCAAACUGCAGGGUCGAUAUGGCUGCUGUCGCUUCAUCAGGGAUGGAUACCAUUGUCCUAAAGAGGACCCGACUCGAUUGCACUACGAUCCCUCCGAGCUCAAACUAUUCGAGAACAUAGAGUGUGAGUGGCCUGUGUUCUGGACUUAUUUCAUCCUGGAUGGCAUCUUUUCCGGAGAUCAAGUGCAGGUGCAAGAAUAUCGUGAGGCACUGGAGGGCGUUUUGAUGAGAGGGAAGAAUGGCAUCAAGAUAAUGCCUGAACUUUACGCUGUGCCGCUUGACAAGAUGGAGGAGGAGUACAGCAAUCCUCACUCAGUGGACAGAGUGGCCAUGGGACAGUUGCCACACAUGUGGGGACAAUCACUCUACAUUUUGGGUUGUCUUCUGGCUGAGGGUUUUUUGGCACCAGGAGAAAUCGAUCCACUCAACAGGAGAUUUUCCACUCACUUCAAGCCAGAUGUUGUAGUCCAAGUUUGCGUUCUUGCAGAGUCCGAAGAGAUCCAGGAGAUGUUAAGAGAUCUUGGGAUUUCGGUACAGACGAUUUCAGAAGUUCUGCCUAUCAGGGUCAUGCCUGCUCGUAUCCUCAGCCACAUCUAUGUCCGACUGGGAAACUGCAAGAAACUGAAACUGAGUGGGAGGCCUUACAGACACAUCGGAGUCCUGGGAACAUCCAAAUUCUACGAGAUCAGAAAUCGCUCUUACAUAUUCACCCCACAGUUUCUGGAUCAGCACCAUUUCUAUUUGGCGCUGGACAACCAGAUGAUUGUUGAGAUGCUACGAACAGAGCUGGCCUAUCUCUCUUCUUGCUGGAGAAUGACGGGACGGCCCACCCUGACGUUUCCCAUCACGCGCAGCAUGCUGGUUGAAGAAGGAGACGCCAUUGAUCCUUGUAUCCUAGCAACACUUAGGAAACUACAAGAUGGCUAUUUUGCAGGAGCGAGAGUGCAGAUGUCAGACCUCUCCAGUGUCCAGACCACUUCGUUUCACACCCGCCUCACCUUCCUGGAUGAAAAGACUGAUGACAAUGCAUUCGAGGAUGAGGACGAGGAAGACAGUGAGGAGUAUGGAGAGGAGUAUAACGCCUGUGGGCUCCUGGAUAAGGGCUCAAAGGACAUGUUUGACCAGUACCUCAUGCAGCUCCUCCAAAGCACCACCACCAAGCGCCAUCUUCCUCCCAUCCAGAGGGGACACCACCACAUUUUCAGUGCCGAACACACCACCAGGGACAUCCUGUCUUUCAUGGCCAAAGUCCAGGGCCUGAAUAUACCCAAGUCCUCCAUGUAUCUCCCUGUGACUCCGGUCAUGAACAAGCACCGUAAGUCUCUCAACCUCCUGGAAGUUCCUCAUCCUCAGCCCGUCUCACUCGCAAAGCAGCCAAAACUCCACAGUAUCUCUGAGCUGCAUCUGCCCAGAGACUCUCAGGGCAAUACGGACUUCGCAGCGCUGGUGCGGCAGCUGAAAGAGUGUCCCACUCUGCAGGACCAGGCUGACAUCCUCUACAUCCUCUACGUCAUGAAGGGAGCGGACUGGGUGGUGGAGUUGUCGGGCCCUGGGCAGGGGGGAGUUAGCGUGCAUUUGCUGUUGGAGGAGCUGUACUCACAAGCUGGGGUCAGCAAAGAAUGGGGUCUAAUACGAUACAUCUCUGGAAUACUGCGCAAACGAGUGGAGGUCCUCUCGGAGGCCUGCACAGAUCUGAUUUCCCACCACAAGCAGCUCACUGUAGGCCUACCUCCUGAACCCAGGGAACAAGUGAUCACAGUUCCACUUCCUCCUGAAGAGUUGAACUCGCUCAUAUAUGAAGCCAGUGGUCAGGACAUCAGUAUAGCUGUUCUCACCCAGGAAAUCAUGGUCUAUCUAGCCAUGUACGUGCGCUCCCAGCCCGCUCUGUUUGGAGACAUGCUCCGACUGAGGAUAGGUCUCAUAAUGCAAGUCAUGGCCACAGAGCUUGCUCGCAGCCUCCACUGUUCUGGUGAGGAGGCAUCUGAGAGUUUAAUGAGCCUGAGUCCCUUUGGUAUGAAGAACCUGCUGCAUCACAUCCUCAGUGGCAAAGAGUUUGGAGUUGAGAAAAGCAUGCGCCCGAUCCAGUCCACAGCCACCAGUCCUGCAAUCUCUAUCCAUGAGCUUGGCCACACAGGAGCCACCAAGACUGAACGCAGUGGAAUACAUAAACUUAAGAGUGAGAUUAAACAGCUGGAUGGCUCCCGGCCCGUCAGUAUCUUCAGUGGCAGUCUGUCCCUGAGCAGCAAUGUCACUUCUCCGCGCUCUACGCGAUGCAGCAGCCCCUCCACACCCAGCGGAAUCCUGUCCCCAGUGGGACACUAUUCUGGAGACGGACAGCUACACUGGGAGGAGAGACAAGGCCAGUGGCUCAGGAGACGCAGGCUGGACGGGGCUAUCAACAGAGUCCCCAUGGGCUUCUACCAGAAAGUGUGGAAGAUCCUACAGAAGUGCCACGGCCUGUCCAUCGACGGAUACGUGCUGCCCUCCUCCACCACAAGAGAGAUGACAGCGGGGGAGAUCAAGUUCGCCGUGCAGGUGGAGUCCGUUCUGAACCACGUGCCUCAGCCUGAGUACCGGCAGCUGCUGGUGGAGACGGUGAUGGUUCUGGGCAUGGUGGCGGACAUCGACGUGGACAACAUUGGCGGGAUCAUCCAUGUGGAUCGCAUUUUGCAUCUGGCCAACGACCUUUUCCUCAAUGACCAGAAUUCGCUCAAUGCCGGUGAUUACUUUCUUGAGAAGGACCCAGCGACGGGGAUUUGCAACUUUUUCUACGACAGCGCCCCAAGCGGCAGCUUCGGCACCAUGACCUAUCUCUCCAAAGCAGCUAUCACAUACGUCCGAGACUUCCUGCCAAGUUCCAGCUGUCUGAUGCAGUGAAAAAGAGAGAUGUUUCUCCCUGCCAGCGUCGGACACGAAGCAUUUAAAGUAACAUGUUUUACAACUGAAAGCAUCCAAAAGUAUGCUGUGCUUUACAGGUUCAGUUCAUUUUGUCAUCAUGAGUCUGCUUUGUGGGUCAUGUUGCUGCAAUACAAUAAGACUUUAAAUACAUAUGUGUACUUGAAUGAUAUGUCCUUAACAGCUUUUUGGCUUAUAAUUUAUUUCCAAUCAUGAUGCAUUACCCAUUAGUUAUCAGCUUGAAUAUGUGAAUAAUUACUGUGCACAAAUAACUAAUUAUUUCUUUAAAAAAAUGUAUUUUCUUGCAAUAUUAUCUGCUGUUUAAGCUGUACUUUAAACUUAUGAUUUAUUGUUCUAGUAUAAAGGCUGUACUAAAUAGUGACAAAAAAAAGAUAUACGAAAUAUAGAGUAUUUAAAAAACUUGUGGUCCCUUUAAAUGUCAAUGUUCUGUCAAUGUUAAACAACUCUAAUAGUAACCAACAGAAACCAGAGAUAACCUGAAUCCUGAGAUGUUUUUGUCGUCAUGUGUAUGUAUUGUGUGCCUUGUCUAAAUUUGAAUGCUACUACUAAUUAUGGAACUGACAUGUCCAGUAAUCAUUACCUCAUCAUACUAAGGGUUUGUUCAUUUUCUUAAAUAAUUUGUAACGUGUAACCGUGUAUUUAUGUCAUGCCAGAGCCCAAUGCUGGAGUACACUGUGCCCUUCAAUGGGACCGAUUGCUAAUAGUUGAACAUUAUUGAAACAUUUCUAAUAACCUGACAUGCUUUCCAUUAAAUAAAUACAAUGA
Menidia menidia (Atlantic silverside) is the source of this 5062-nucleotide messenger RNA. The record is from the annotation of a GenBank genome assembly. NCBI's taxonomy places the organism in Eukaryota, Metazoa, Chordata, Actinopteri, Atheriniformes, Atherinopsidae.